Molecule: messenger RNA, 494 nt
Organism: Durusdinium trenchii
Lineage: Eukaryota; Dinophyceae; Suessiales; Symbiodiniaceae
Source: the annotation of a GenBank genome assembly
GGAAAAACACCUGCGGAUUCACUUGCAGUUGGCAAAGGAUUUGAAAAGAAGACGCUUCACUGAAAAUGAUGGAUCUGCGCCUGGAAUAAAGUCUGCCAGACUGCUGCCAGAUCCAGAGCGGCAGACGGACAGGGAUAGCGAACUGCUUGUUGCAGUCGAAGAGAGUCAACGCGCUGAAUCUACUGCCCAUGACGCUGCGCCAGCGGCCUCUAGUGUAGUCCUUGUGGAUAGCCAACCCGAUGAAGAUUUGGGACUGCCCAACAUCCCCGGCAUCCCUGCAGACUAUUGGCUAUCAGAUGCUCAGCAUUGGCCAGAUUGCAUGUGUGAGUUCUGUAGGAUCUUGUAUUACUACGAAAAUUCGAAUUGAGUGUCUCGACGAGUUAGUUUUUGAAUUGAAGGGCUGUGUAGCGUGUGCUAUAGACACGCCAACUAGCCAAAGCAUGGCUGCGCUGUGGUUUACAUCACGGCCAACUCGUGCACCUAGAACACCUCGG